GCCGGCUCGUGAUUGGCGGGAGGGCGCCUUCUCCUUUCUGAUUGGCCGGGGGCGGCCGGUGGGCGGGGCCAAGGGACGGCGGCGGGAAUUGCGACGGCGGCGGGGCCGGGCGCGAGCGGGGCCCUGAGGGUUUUGCUGCGGAUUGUCAUGACUCCGGGUGUCUUCCCCUGAUUCGCCGGGCCGAAGCGGGAGAUGGCGACGGAAGCCAAGUACAGCAUCGUCCGAGAAGUGGGCCGAGGGAGCUACGGGGUGGUUUAUGAGGCUGUCCUUAAUAAGACCCGAAGCAAAGUGGCCGUGAAAAGGAUGCACUGCGACGUGCCCGAGAACGUGGAGCUGGCUUUGCAGGAGUUCUGGGCCCUGCAAAGCAUCCAGAGGCAACACGAAAACGUGAUCCAGCUGGAGGAGUGCGUCCUGCAGAACGGCCAGGCCUUCCAGCCCAUCAGCCACCGCUUCAGGAAGUCCGACAGCCACCUGCUGCUGAUCGAGACCUGCCUGAAGGGCCGCAGGUGCAUGGAUCCCAAGGCCGCCUGCUUCCUCUGGUUCGUCAUGGAGUUCUGCGACGGCGGCAACAUGAACGAGUACCUGCUGUCCCGCAGCCCCGACGCCCAGCUCAACAACAGCUUCAUGCGGCAGCUCAGCAGCGCCGUGGCGUUCCUCCACAGGAACCAGAUCGUGCACAGGGACCUGAAGGCCGACAAUAUUUUGAUCUCCCACAAGCGUGGCAGCCCCAUAGUGAAGGUGGCAGAUUUUGGCCUCAGCAAGGUGUGUCAGGGGAAGGGGAACGUGAACCAGCACCGCUUCUCCUCCGCCUGCGGCUCCAACUUCUACAUGGCUCCGGAAGUGUGGGAAGGGCACUACACGGCCAAGGCUGACAUCUUUGCCCUCGGGAUCAUUUUCUGGGCUAUGGUCGAGCGGAUCACCUUCCGGGACGGGGACACCGAGAAGGAGCUGCUCGGAACUUACAUCUGCCAGGGCAAGGAGCUUAUUCCUCUGGGCGAGGCGCUGCUGGAGAACCCCAACAUGAAGCUGCAAAUCCCCCUGAAGAACAAGAAGUCCAUGCCGGCCGAUCUCUGCGAGCUCCUGCACGACAUGCUGGCUUUUAACCCCAAGGAAAGGCUGGAUGCCUUCCAGCUGGAAGCCCGCAUCAGGCAAAUCUCCUACGGCAAGAAGCGCCAGCGCUCGCUCUCGUAGACCAAGGGCGCUCAGGCGCUGUGUCCCACCACGGUCUGGAGGCCUCGCGGAUGGUGAACGACUGAUUUCUUUCGCGAGGAGCGGCUGGAUCAGGAAAGAACGAGACACAAACCUUGCAGGCUUCCAGUUUUCCCAAACGGUUGUAUUUAAAUGGACGAUAACUUUAUUUAUUUGUACAGUAAUUUUAAGAGAACUACAAAUAUUUUAUUUUUGUGCAACCCCCCCCGUGCUUUUUGUACUUGUGUUCUUCUACGCAGCGAGCAGGUAGGUCAAAGCUUGGCUGGAACGCCUUGAACUGUUCGGCACGGCCGCGCAGGAGUUUCUGAACCUGCUUUCCGUUGCGUGUCCUUGGCAGGUGUUGUCUUUACCAGGUUUAAUUGGAGUUUUUUUUUUGUGUUAAUUCUUCGCUCCGUGUUGCCGGGUCACGUAACUAAGUGAUGGCUGCCGAGUGAGCUGGCAGAGCGUUCGGUGUCUGUUCUGCAAAGUUUUAACAGAAACAAAAAAUGUAUUUUCCUCCCAGUAGCUUUUGAAUAUUCUUGCUUAGAUUAACUAAAAUGCUUUCUUAAAAUAAAUACAAAGAAUGUUAAAGAUGC
Molecule: messenger RNA, 1784 nt
Organism: Oxyura jamaicensis (ruddy duck)
Lineage: Eukaryota; Metazoa; Chordata; Aves; Anseriformes; Anatidae
Product: serine/threonine-protein kinase PDIK1L-like
Exons: 6
Coding region: 193-1191 (332 amino acids)
Biological process (GO): positive regulation of autophagy; peptidyl-serine phosphorylation; autophagy
Cellular component (GO): cytoplasm; autophagosome
Molecular function (GO): protein serine/threonine kinase activity; ATP binding
Source: RefSeq, a predicted model, not a curated record